GUCAUUCACAUUGAAGAAGUGUUUUCGGACUUUUGACAUUUUGGUUUCUCUCUCAGUCUCACUCACUCUCUCGCUUUUUAGUUGGGAUAAAAUCCGAAAAAUAUUAAGAGAUGGCGAUUCAGGAUGAUGACAAUACUAUGAAAAUCUUCUGCAUUGGAACUGCUGAUACGAAGCUUGAAGAGCUGAGAUUCCUCGCCCAGGCCAUUCGCUCCAAUCUCCAACUUUUUUCCGCUAACUCUACCUCAGAGGUGUUGGUGACACUCGUAGAUGUGUCUGCUAGUCGGAAAGAUGUGGAGAGUUGUGAGGAUUUCAAAUUUGUGUCGAAGAAAGAUCUCCUUUCUUGCUAUUUUGGAGCAGGGGAACAACAUGGUACCCUGCUUCCGGAUGACAGAGGCAAAGCUAUUGCAAUCAUGAGCAAAGCGCUUGAUGUUUUCCUCAGUAAAGCUCAUGGUGAUCGAGUUCUUGCUGGAGUUAUAGGGCUUGGCGGUAGUGGAGGGACAGCGUUGAUGUCAUCUGCCUUUAGGUCACUUCCUAUUGGAAUUCCAAAGGUGAUUGUAUCAACUGUGGCUAGUGGUCAGACUGAACCCUAUGUUGGAACUUCUGAUUUGGUGUUAUUUCCAUCAGUGGUGGAUAUUUGUGGCAUUAAUAGUGUGAGUAGAGUCGUCUUGUCGAAUGCCGCAGCUGCUUUUGCUGGAAUGGUGAUUGGGCAACUAAAGAUGUCAAAAACAUCUGAGGCUGCUAGUGGAAAGGGUACAGUUGGUAUAACUAUGUUUGGGGUUACUACUCCAUGUGUCAGUGCUGUUAAAGAUAGAUUGCAGUGUGAAGGUUAUGAGACCUUGGUUUUCCAUGCUACUGGGGUUGGAGGGAGGGCUAUGGAGGAUCUUGUUAGAGGAGGAUUUAUACAGGGUGUUUUGGAUAUUACAACUACAGAGGUGGCUGAUUAUGUAGUUGGAGGGAUCAUGGCAUGCGACAGCUCCCGAUUUGAUGUCAUAUUAGAAAAGAAGAUACCUUUAGUUCUCAGCAUUGGAGCAUUGGAUAUGGUGAACUUUGGACCAAAAGACACUAUAUCUCCUAACUUUCAGCAAAGAAAAAUUUAUGAACACAAUGAACAGGUUACACUAAUGCGCACAACAGUGGAUGAGAAUAGGAAAUUUGCUGCAUUUAUAGCAGACAAGUUGAACAAGUCAUCUUCUAAGGUUUGUGUUUGCUUGCCAAAGAAAGGUGUCUCUGCGUUGGAUGCACCAGACAAGGCCUUCUACGAUCCUGAUGCUACUGGGGCUCUCAUAGAGGAACUGCAGAGGCUAAUUGAAACUAAUGAAGAUCGUCAGGUUAAAGUUUUCCGGCAUCACAUUAAUGAUCUGGAGUUUGCAAAUGCACUAGUGGACUCGUUCUUGGAGAUCUGUACGAACCUUAUCGGAGUUGGAAGUCAAGCUACCUGUGGAUCUACUGAAGGUGCUCAGGACAAAACUUCUGCCCCUAAGAUAAGUUCCCAGAGCGUCAUAUCUGUUUCAUAUAGCUUGAGCAACUUCCCUGAUGCAAAACCAGAAACACUACAAAGAACACGAGAAAUACUGCAGCAAUUGAAAUAUCAAAUAAACGAGGGCAAACCUAUUAUUGGUGCUGGUGCGGGUACAGGCAUAUCAGCCAAGUUUGAGGAAGUUGGUGGAGUGGAUCUGAUAGUCUUGUACAACUCAGGGCGUUUUAGGAUGGCAGGAAGGGGGUCCUUGGCAGGUCUAUUGCCAUUUGCUGAUGCAAAUGCAGUCGUACUUGACAUGGCCAAUGAGGUGUUGCCUGUAGUGAAAAAAGUUCCAGUUCUCGCUGGAGUCUGUGCAACUGACCCAUUCCGGAGGAUAGAUUUCUUCCUGAAGCAGUUGGAGUCUAUUGGAUUCUCAGGGGUGCAGAAUUUUCCAACUGUUGGGCUAUUUGAUGGUAAUUUUAGACAAAAUCUGGAAGAGACAGGAAUGGGAUAUGGAUUGGAGGUUGAGAUGAUUGCGAAAGCUCAUAAAAUGGGGCUCUUGACAACCCCAUAUGCUUUUAACCAAGAGGAAGCGACAGCAAUGGCAAAAGCUGGUGCUGACAUCGUUGUGGCCCAUAUGGGCCUGACUACAUCUGGUUCAAUUGGAGCUAAAACAGCACUCUCAAUUGGGGAAAGUGUAACUCUUGUCCAAGCUAUUGCAGAUGCCGUUCACAGGAUCAACCCUGAAGCUAUUGUUCUAUGCCAUGGAGGUCCGAUAUCUGGGCCGAAGGAAGCAGAGUAUGUAUUGACAAGAACUAAAGGAGUUCACGGGUUCUAUGGUGCAUCCAGUUUGGAAAGGCUGCCUGUUGAACAAGCCAUAACAGCCACAGUACAACAGUAUAAAUCUAUAUCUAUGACUUGACUAAUUGCCUAUACUUUUAUUUCUUUCAUUAUGUGCUUGGUGCAGAACAUACUUUGUCUCUCUUUUACUUUUCUUAACAUUCUCCAUGCUUCCUAUUCUUACAUGCAUACAGCUGGAGUUCAAUGUUUGAGAUCAUAAGUUUUACCUUGUAUACAGUGUAUGAGAAGUAGCUUUAGGCAUUCUCAAUAAUUUUUAUCAAAUCCUACUUGUAAUAUUCUUGACAUGCCACUUCUUGUUUGCUAAUGGACUUCAUGUUAA
This is a messenger RNA of Sesamum indicum (sesame), 2636 nucleotides long. Its product is annotated as TIM-barrel signal transduction protein. The record is from RefSeq and is a predicted model, not a curated record. NCBI's taxonomy places the organism in Eukaryota, Viridiplantae, Streptophyta, Magnoliopsida, Lamiales, Pedaliaceae. Gene Ontology annotation, molecular function: catalytic activity.